CACUUUGCUGUUGCUGAGUACAGCUUGUGGAUUACUAUGUAGACUGUACCACACAGAAGACUUGACUGUCUUCUAGCAUGGGGACCCUCUGGCACUUACAAUGCAUUUUAAUUUUAUUCUGUAUUUCAGUGCUGACUACCACAGGGAUCAAACACAGACCAACUGGUGGCUUGAGAGCAUGGGAUCCUGAAACAGCUUACCUCACUAGAUGUGAUUUUAACAACAACUCAAGACCAUUUUGUGACUGGACCCAACCUUGCACUGUGAACCAGGGAGUGUGGAUACGAACCAAGCAUGAGACUCCAACGGAUGGAACAGGUCCUGAUGGAGACUAUCCUGAUGGAAAAGGCUAUUUCAUCUACCAAGAAGCAAGUAAUCUGAUCCCAUUCGACACUAACAGGCUUGAGAGCCCAGAUAUCGUGGUUUCUGAAAAAAUAUGCAUAGACUUCUGGUACUAUAUGUUUGGGUCAGAAGACAGGAAUGAACUGAGAGUGCUUAUCCAAGACAGCAUAGGGGAGUUUACGGCAUGGAGUCGGAAGGGAAACCAAAGUUCCUCUUGGAUUUAUGGUGCUGUCACACAUACUUUUCCAACACAGAGAAAGAUAAAGGUCAUUUUUGAGGCUGUCCGAGGACUGACAGAAUAUGCAGAUACAGCACUGGACAAUGUGAGAGUAAGAGAUGGACCCUGUGAUGCAGUCAGCACCCCCGUACCACCAACACCUACACCAACAGCAUCUAUGCCACCUGCUGUGACAGAAGCAACUUGCACUAUACAUGGAGAUCCUCAUUAUUUAACUUUUGAUAAGCAGCGUCAUGACUUCAUGGGCACUUGCACCUACACGCUCUCCAAGCUGUGUGAGAACAACAGCUCACUGCCCUACUUCAACGUGGAAGCUGCCAAUGAACACAGGAGAAGCAACACUCGUGUGUCCUAUGUCCAAUCUGUGGACAUUGAUGUUUAUGGCUACAGGAUCAAUCUGGGUCAAAACAGAGUUGUUAAGGUUGAUGGAGUCAGCCAGGUACUCCCUCUGACCUUGGGCAAUAGUGUCAGCAUUUCCCUCAGUGGUCAAUAUGUUGUGGUUACUACUGACUUUGGGCUGAAGGUCAAGUUUGAUGGAAAUCAUAGAGCAGAAAUCACCCUUCCCAGUACCUAUAUAUCAAAAGUCUGUGGGAUAUGUGGAAAUUAUAAUGGGGACAAAAAAGAUGACUUUCUUAACCCAGAUGGAGGGAUGGAAACAGACUCGGCCAGCCUUGGAAACAGUUGGCAAGUUUACAAUGACUCAAGGUGCUUGCCAGAUGAUGGCCAUACCCCAAAUUGCACUGCUGAUGAAAAACAUACCAUCCAAAGCAAUGAAUACUGUGGUCUGAUCACUGAUCCCAGUGGUCCAUUCCAGAACUGUCACUCAGCAGUUGAUCCACAGAGCUAUUUUGAAGACUGCCAGUAUGAUCUCUGUGAGCUUCAUUUGAGCAGUGAAGCCCUCUGUCAAAACCUGCAGGCUUAUGCAGAUAUGUGCCAAGCUGCAGGAGUCCAGCUGACACCAUGGAGAAAUGCAACUUUCUGCCCACUAGCUUGUCCAGCCAACAGCCACUACGAGCCCUGUGCUGCAGCUUGCCCUGCUACAUGUGUUGACCCAAUGGCACCGUACAACUGCAGCUUGCCGUGCGUGGAGGGAUGUGUAUGCGACAGCGGGUACCUGCUCUACAACAAGCAAUGUGUGCCCAGCCAGCAGUGCGGGUGCUGGCACAACGGGCAGCAUUAUCCGGUGGGCUCAGAGUUCUGGACGGACAACACCUGCUCGUCCAAGUGCACGUGUCCCGCACGAGGAGGCAAAGUCCAGUGCUCCAGUGCAUCGUGCCCUGCCGGCCAGUUCUGUGGAGUGCAGAAUGGGAAACCCGAGUGCCUGGAUCACUCCUACGGCAUCUGCCACGUCCACGGGGACCCUCACUACAACACCUUUGACCAAGUGAGGCACAACUUCAUGGGGAACUGCACGUACACGCUGGCCAAAGUGUGCUCCAACACCUCCGUGCCCUACUUCAACGUUGAGGCAAAGAACGAGCAUCGUGGCAACCCCCGGGUGUCCUACGUGCGUGAAGUCAUGGUGAUGGUGUACGGAGAGCGCAUUACCAUUCUCAAGCAGGAGAGGAGCCGAGUGCUGGUGAACGGUGUGUUCCGGACCUUGCCGGUGAGCGCAGCAGAAGGAGCCAUCACCGUGAGCAGUAGCGGCCGCUACGUCGUCCUGCAGACGGACUUCAGCCUCCAAGUGUCCUACGACGCUGACCACUCGGUGGAGGUGAAGGUGCCCACCAGCUACUUCAACCUGACCUGUGGCAUGUGCGGGAACUUCAACAACUGGAGAGAGGACGAUUACAUGAUGCCCAACGGGCAGCAAGCUGCAGACUCCAAUGCGCUGGGGGAGAGCUGGCAGGUCCCAAGCGAUGACAGUGACCCCAGCUGCGGCGUGCCACCACCAACGGAGCCCUGCCCUGCGGAUGAGGAGAAGCUCUAUGAGUCCGAGCAGUUCUGUGGCAUGCUGACAGCCAGACCAGGCUUUUUUGAGAGUUGCCACGCCGUGAUCAACCCGCAGAGCUACUUUGAGGCCUGCUCCUACGACCUCUGUGCCAUGGGUGGUGUGCAGGAGGUGCUGUGUGGUGCACUGGAAGCCUACGCUGACGCAUGCCAGGCAGCUGGUGUGACUCUGCUCCCCUGGAGGAAUGCCACCUUCUGCCCUGUUGCAUGUCCUGCUAAUAGUCAUUACAAUCCAUGCACUAAUGCAUGUCCUGCAACCUGCACUGACCCUCUUGCAUCAAACAACUGCAGCAAACCUUGUGUAGAAGGAUGUGAAUGCAACGAUGGUUUUGUCAUCAGUGGUGCACAAUGUGUAUCCAUGAGCAACUGUGGCUGCUUACAGAAUGACAAGUACUAUGAGAAAGGGGAAGCUUUUUGGCAAACAAACUGUGCAGGACAAUGUAUAUGUGCUGGAAAUGGGACUGUGCUUUGCAAUUCAGACACAUGCGAAGCAAGUGAAGUUUGCAAGGUGCAGAAUGGACUCCUGGGAUGUUAUCCAUUAAAUCCCAGCACCUGCCACAUUUUUGGGGAUCCACAUUAUGUAACUUUUGAUGGGAGACUGUACCAUUUCCAAGGAGACUGCAAUUAUACAGUUGUUGAAACUUGCACAAAUUCUUCUGAACAGUUUUCAGUGACAACCAGAAAUAAGCAUAGAGGAAACCCAAACUGGACAGCCUUGGAUUCAGUUGCUGUCACACUGAAAAAUCUUCAUAUUGUUGUGAGGAGAGACAAAGAGACCUUUGUGAACGGAGUUCAGGUUUUCCCUCCUGUGGAUUUGAAGCAUGGAGCCAGACUAGCUGUAAAAGGACAUUAUGUAGUCAUUGAUACCUCUGUAGGGAUCCAGGUGAAGUUUGAUGGCGACCAGGACCUUUUUAUUCAGGUUGAUGAAAGUCUCAGAGGACAGUUAUGUGGUUUGUGUGGGACAUUCAAUGACAACCAGCUGGAUGAUUUUCUAAAACCGGAUAAAGUCCUAGAACAGGAUCCAAAUAAAUUUGGUGACAGCUGGCUAGUAAAGGAUGAUGACUGGGUAUGUAAUCCAGUUGCAGUUGUACCACCCACCUGUGACACAGGAAAAGAGAAAGAAUAUGAAGAAGUCUGUAAAAUUAUUCUGAAAAAUAGUGGGCCUUUUGAGAUAUGCCAUUGGUACAUUCCACCACAGCUGUACUUUGAGAGCUGUGUCUACGACCUGUGUGCCACAGAGGGGAGUUCUGAACAAUUUUGCAAAAUUUUAGAGGCAUAUGCUGCUGCCUGUGAGCUUGAAGGUGUAAAUCUGGGAGAAUGGAGGAAAGAUACCAUCUGCGCUGCACAAACAGUCUGCAACAUGUCCUGCACAUUUGAUGCUGACUUCUGUGAGUGGGAACAGGCAAUCAAUGACAACUUUGACUGGAUAAGGAACAAGGGGCCAACACAGUCACCAAAUACAGGCCCUCCUCAUGACCACACAACAGGAGACGGAUAUUAUAUCUAUCUGCAAGGAAGUGAGCACAACCCAGGUGAGAUAGCCAGCUUGGUCAGUCCAGUGUGCAGUUCAACAGGACCACACUGCUUCCGCUUCUGGUAUCACAUGUACGGAGUGGCUGAAACCAUGGCCCUGCGGGUGUAUGAACUACACAAUGAGACGUCAACACUGGUAUGGAAAGAAACUGGAAGCAAAGGAGACAGAUGGAUCUUGGGAGAGGUCACAGUGCAUAGUACAGGAAACUUGCAGAUUCUCCUUGAGGGCAUGAUAGGUGAAGAUUUCCGCAGCGACGUAGCACUGGAUGAUCUGUCCAUUGAACAGGGAUACUGUCCAGGCGAUGUGACCCCAACUCCACGCCCUGGCACCACCACACCUGGGACAGGAACCUCCACACCAACACCACAGCCAGGCUCAGGAACUUGUGUGGUGGAGGGAGACCCUCACUACCACACGUUUGACAAUCAAAUCCACCACUUCAUGGGCAACUGCACCUACACCCUCUCCAAGCUGUGCGAGAGCAACAGCUCGCUGCCCUACUUCAACGUGGAGGCGGCCAACGAGCACAGAGGAGGCAACACUCGCGUGUCCUACGUCCAGUACGUGGACGUUGAUGUGUACGGCCAGCACAUAAGGCUUGGGAAGGAUGGUGUGGUGACGGUCAACGGAGAGCCAGAGGUGCUGCCCUGCACCCCAUCUGUGGGCGUGCAGGUCUCGUCCAGCGGGUUCUACACCAUGGUCACAACAGACUUUGGCUUGAGUGUGAAGUUUGAUGGGAACCAUCGGGUGGAGGUGACGCUUCCAAGCACCUUUGGGGAGAAGGUUUGUGGCAUGUGUGGCAACUACAACGGGAUGGCAGCAGACGACUUCCUGAACCCGGACGGAGUGCUGGAGCCAGACUCCACCAGCCUGGGUAACAGCUGGCAGGUGUCCAACGACAGCAGCUGCUCAGCCGGAACACAGUCCCCGCCGGCAUGCACUGAGACAGACAAGCAAGUCAUUGCCAGCAGCAACUUCUGCGGGCUCCUCACAGACACCAGCAGCCCGUUUGAGGUGUGCCACGCUGUGCUGAGUCCCAGCGGUUACUUCGACACGUGCCUUUAUGACCUGUGUGAGCUGGGGCUUGAUCGCGAGGCGCUGUGCAACAGCUUGCAGUCCUAUGCAGAUGCCUGCCAGGCGCUUGGUGUCCAGAUCCCCGUGUGGAGGAACGCAACAUUCUGCCCCAUCACGUGUCCAGCCAACAGCCACUACGAGCCCUGUGCUGCAGCUUGCCCUGCUACAUGUGUUAACCCAAUGGCACCUGUUACGUGCACCUUGCCGUGCGUGGAGGGAUGUGUAUGCGACAGCGGGUACCUGCUCUACAACAAGCAAUGUGUGCCCAGCCAGCAGUGCGGGUGCUGGCACAACGGGCAGCAUUAUCCGGUGGGCUCAGAGUUCUGGACGGACAACACCUGCUCGUCCAAGUGCACGUGUCCCGCACGAGGAGGCAAAGUCCAGUGCUCCAGUGCAUCGUGCCCUGCCGGCCAGUUCUGUGGAGUGCAGAAUGGGAAACCCGAGUGCCUGGAUCACUCCUACGGCAUCUGCCACGUCCACGGGGACCCUCACUACAACACCUUUGACCAAGUGAGGCACAACUUCAUGGGGAACUGCACGUACACGCUGGCCAAAGUGUGCUCCAACACCUCCGUGCCCUACUUCAACGUUGAGGCAAAGAACGAGCAUCGUGGCAACCCCCGGGUGUCCUACGUGCGUGAAGUCAUGGUCGAUGUGUACGGAGAGCGCAUUACCAUUCUCAAGCAGGAGAGGAGCCGAGUGCUGGUGAACGGUGUGUUCCGGACCUUGCCGGUGAGCGCAGCAGGAGGAGCCAUCACCGUGAGCAGUAGCGGCCGCUACGUCGUCCUGCAGACGGACUUCAGCCUCCAAGUGUCCUACGACGCUGACCACUCGGUGGAGGUGAAGGUGCCCACCAGCUACUUCAACCUGACCUGUGGCAUGUGCGGGAACUUCAACAACUGGAGAGAGGACGAUUACAUGAUGCCCAACGGGCAGCAAGCUGCAGACUCCAAUGCGCUGGGGGAGAGCUGGCAGGUGCCAAGCGAUGACAGUGACCCCAGCUGCGGCGUGCCACCACCAACGGAGCCCUGCCCUGCGGAUGAGGAGAAGCUCUAUGAGUCCGAGCAGUUCUGUGGCAUGCUGACAGCCAGACCAGUUUUUGAGAGUUGCCACGCCGUGAUCAACCCGCAGAGCUACUUUGAGGCCUGCUCCUACGACCUCUGUGCCAUGGGUGGUGUGCAGGAGGUGCUGUGUGGUGCACUGGAAGCCUACGCUGACGCAUGCCAGGCAGCUGGUGUGACUCUGCUCCCCUGGAGGAAUGCCACCUUCUGCCCCCUGCCAUGCUCUGCCAACAGCUACUAUGACCCUUGCAUGACUGGCUGUCCUGCCACCUGCGUUGACCGACAAGCCCCGCAGAACUGUUCCAAGCCCUGCAUGGAGGGCUGUGCGUGUGCCUCUGGCUUCCUCCUCAGCGGUGACACCUGUGUGCCUGAGGCCCGCUGUGGCUGCCUCUUUGAGGACAAUUACUACAGCGAAGGCGAGUCCUUUGUGAACGAGAACUGCUCUCGCCAGUGCCGUUGUGAAGCCAGCGGCCAGAUGGUUUGCUCUGCGUUGUCCUGUGGUGAGGAGGAGGUCUGCAAGAUCCAGAACGGCCAGCGGGGCUGUUUCCCAGCCAGCACGGCUCUGUGCCACAUCUAUGGCGACCCGCAUUACAACACCUUCGAUGGGAAGCUUCACCACUUCCAGGGCUCCUGCAACUACACAGCGGUGACGGCCUGUGACAACUCCUCCCUUGGCUUCAGCAUCACCAUUCGCAACGAACAUCGGGGCAACCCGAGCUGGACGGCUCUGAACUCUGUGGCACUGUCCAUGGAAGGCCUCCACAUUGCACUGCGCAAGAAGAAGGACGUCUAUAUCAAUGGUGUUCUGGCCACCCUGCCUGCUUCUCCAACACCCAGCGUGAACGUUUCCCUGAGUGGCUCCUACGUGCAAGUCUCUACCAAGCUGGGCCUGCAGCUGCAGUUCAACGGGGACCAGGACCUCCUGGUGAGGGUGUCGGAGAAGCACAAGGGCAAGCUGUGUGGGCUGUGCGGGACAUACACGGGCAGCAAGGAAGAUGACUUCAGGCGACCUGAUGGGGUCGUUGUGCCUGACUUCAACAACUUUGGAGCCAGCUGGAUCGUGCAGGAUGAUGAGUGGAACUGUGACACGACCAUCGUCCCGCCUGUGUCCUGCUCCCCGUCAGAGGAGGAGGCAGCUCACAAGAAGUGUGAAAUGCUCACACAAGCCGGUGGCCCGUUUGAGCCAUGCCACGCAGUUCUGCCACCCCAGGAGUACUUUGAGAGCUGCGUCUAUGACCAGUGUGGCACAGGUGGCAGCACGGAUCAGCUGUGCAGUGACCUGAGUUCCUACGCUGAAGCCUGUGCUGCGGCAGGGGUUGUUCUGGGAGACUGGAGCGCUGGCACGGUCUGCGGUGAGGCAUCGAGCUGGCAGGUGCCAAGCGAUGACAGUGACCCCAGCUGCGGCGUGCCACCACCAACGGAGCCCUGCCCUGCGGAUGAGGAGAAGCUCUAUGAGUCCGAGCAGUUCUGUGGCAUGCUGACAGCCAGACCAGGCUUUUUUGAGAGUUGCCACGCCGUGAUCAACCCGCAGAGCUACUUUGAGGCCUGCUCCUACGACCUCUGUGCCAUGGGUGGUGUGCAGGAGGUGCUGUGUGGUGCACUGGAAGCCUACGCUGACGCAUGCCAGGCAGCUGGUGUGACUCUGCUCCCCUGGAGGAAUGCCACCUUCUGCCCCCUGCCAUGCUCUGCCAACAGCUACUAUGACCCUUGCAUGACUGGCUGUCCUGCCACCUGCGUUGACCGACAAGCCCCGCAGAACUGUUCCAAGCCCUGCAUGGAGGGCUGUGCGUGUGCCUCUGGCUUCCUCCUCAGCGGUGACACCUGUGUGCCUGAGGCCCGCUGUGGCUGCCUCUUUGAGGACAAUUACUACAGCGAAGGCGAGUCCUUUGUGAACGAGAACUGCUCUCGCCAGUGCCGUUGUGAAGCCAGCGGCCAGAUGGUUUGCUCUGCGUUGUCCUGUGGUGAGGAGGAGGUCUGCAAGAUCCAGAACGGCCAGCGGGGCUGUUUCCCAGCCAGCACGGCUCUGUGCCACAUCUAUGGCGACCCGCAUUACAACACCUUCGAUGGGAAGCUUCACCACUUCCAGGGCUCCUGCAACUACACAGCGGUGACGGCCUGUGACAACUCCUCCCUUGGCUUCAGCAUCACCAUUCGCAACGAACAUCGGGGCAACCCGAGCUGGACGGCUCUGAACUCUGUGGCACUGUCCAUGGAAGGCCUCCACAUUGCACUGCGCAAGAAGAAGGACGUCUAUAUCAAUGGUGUUCUGGCCACCCUGCCUGCUUCUCCAACACCCAGCGUGAACGUUUCCCUGAGUGGCUCCUACGUGCAAGUCUCUACCAAGCUGGGCCUGCAGCUGCAGUUCAACGGGGACCAGGACCUCCUGGUGAGGGUGUCGGAGAAGCACAAGGGCAAGCUGUGUGGGCUGUGCGGGACAUACACGGGCAGCAAGGAAGAUGACUUCAGGCGACCUGAUGGGGUCGUUGUGCCUGACUUCAACAACUUUGGAGCCAGCUGGAUCGUGCAGGAUGAUGAGUGGAACUGUGACACGACCAUCGUCCCGCCUGUGUCCUGCUCCCCGUCAGAGGAGGAGGCAGCUCACAAGAAGUGUGAAAUGCUCACACAAGCCGGUGGCCCGUUUGAGCCAUGCCACGCAGUUCUGCCACCCCAGGAGUACUUUGAGAGCUGCGUCUAUGACCAGUGUGGCACAGGUGGCAGCACGGAUCAGCUGUGCAGUGACCUGAGUUCCUACGCUGAAGCCUGUGCUGCGGCAGGGGUUGUUCUGGGAGACUGGAGCGCUGGCACGGUCUGCGCUUCCCCAGCAGCCUGCAAUUUCUCCUGCACGUUUGAUGUUGACUUCUGCGAGUGGGUCCAGGAGCCGUCCAGCAGCAUUGACUGGAUAAGGCACAAGGGACCAACGCCUUCUCCAGAUACCGGCCCUUCCUUUGACCACACGACUGGAGAUGGCUACUACAUCUACCUGCAUGGCGACGAUCCCUACCCCGGCUUUGUGUCACAGCUGGUCAGCCCGGUGUGCAAUUCAACGGGACCACACUGCUUCCGCUUCUGGUAUCACAUGUAUGGAGUGGCUGAAACCAUGGCCCUGCGGGUGUAUGUGGCUCAGGACGGGGAGCUACUGGAGGUCUGGAAAAGCGUUGGGAACCACGGGGACAGAUGGAUCUUGGGAGAGGUCACAGUGCAUAGUACAGGAACUUCCCCAGCAGCCUGCAAUUUCUCCUGCACGUUUGAUGUUGACUUCUGCGAGUGGGUCCAGGAGCCGUCCAGCAGCAUUGACUGGAUAAGGCACAAGGGACCAACGCCUUCUCCAGAUACCGGCCCUUCCUUUGACCACACGACUGGAGAUGGCUACUACAUCUACCUGCAUGGCGACGAUCCCUACCCCGGCUUUGUGUCACAGCUGGUCAGCCCGGUGUGCAAUUCAACGGGACCACACUGCUUCCGCUUCUGGUAUCACAUGUAUGGAGUGGCUGAAACCAUGGCCCUGCGGGUGUAUGUGGCUCAGGACGGGGAGCUACUGGAGGAGCUCGUCGGCCCUCCGCGGGACCGCGACGGGUGA
This is a messenger RNA of Meleagris gallopavo (turkey), 9776 nucleotides long. The record is from RefSeq and is a predicted model, not a curated record. NCBI's taxonomy places the organism in Eukaryota, Metazoa, Chordata, Aves, Galliformes, Phasianidae.